AUGUCUCAUCAAAAACGAAGACGAAGUCAAUCUCCUAGUUCAACUUUUGCAUCGCUUCCCAACUUUCACUCAAACGAUAAAGAUAUAUCAGAAACAACAGAUACCCUCUCAGGAUUACAUAUUGAAGCCUUCGAAGCCGAACUUUGUGAUGAUGAAUGGCUUGGUCAACAAGCUGAGAGUAGAUGUGAUGAAAUCGAAGGCGGUAGAUUGAUUCGAUUAGGUGGAAAUGUUCUUAAUUCAUCAUCAUCAGAUCAAGGAGAAGGAGUUUGGGUCGAUAGAUAUGACGCUCGACUACUGCUUCCUACAACGCCUCCUACUGGCUUUGAAGAACCCACUAUCCUGACGCCACCACCUGUCAGUCCAACUGGGUACUCUGAUCUACCUUCGGAUCACGAAGAAAUGUUCUAUUUUGAUGAAUCAGAACGACAAGAAAUAGCUCAAAGAAAACAAAGGAGAAAGAGAGAUGAACAACAGCAUAAGCGAAUUAGAUUAAGGGAAGAGGAAGAAAAACAACGUGAAGAGAAUAUUCGACUUUCAAAAAUUCCACCGCCUGAUCAAAUGUUAUUAAUGUCAAGAACUUUAGAAGCAUUAAAUUCAUCACCUUCACCAUCAUUACUUGAAAUCCGGAUCUUAGCUAAUCAUUACCAAGAUUCUCGAUUUGCCUCUUUUUUAGGUAAAGAUGGUAAAUAUAGAUUGUAUUGGGAAGAGAUGAAAUUAGGAAAACAUUCUACGAAAAACUCAGCCGACGAACAACCUAAAGUUUCUCAAGUUGAGAAUAAUGGAUUACAAGGUAUUGCUGACUACGGUGAAUCGAGUGAUGAAGCCGAGGUCGGUGAGGAUGACGAGGAGCAGGAAAAUGUCCAUGAAUGUGAAGAACAAAAUCAGACAUAUGAAAAUGAUAAGCUUGAAGGCAAAACCCGGUCCGCAAUACCAGUGACAUCUGAUCCGCUUUCACCAACUCGCAAUCCAUCUUCUCCAGCAGGUGAACUUGUUGAACCGAUAGAUCCCUCAGAUGAGGUUUUACCACCUGGAUCACCGACCGAUCUUGUACCGAUCAUCGAUGAUAGUCUUGCUCAUAAACCUAUUGACGAAGCUGAACGCUUACGUCGACAAGCAAGAGCCAAAGAAUGGGCGGCGCAAAGGAAAAAACUUGGGUCCCCCGCAAAAGAAGAUAUUUCAACUCGACCUCCAGAUUUGAUAGAACAAUGA
Melampsora larici-populina 98AG31 is the source of this 1209-nucleotide messenger RNA. RefSeq lists its product as uncharacterized. The transcript is spliced from 4 exons. The coding region runs from base 1 to 1209 and encodes 402 amino acids. NCBI's taxonomy places the organism in Eukaryota, Fungi, Basidiomycota, Pucciniomycetes, Pucciniales, Melampsoraceae. The record is from RefSeq and is a predicted model, not a curated record.